This is a messenger RNA of Aspergillus steynii IBT 23096, 642 nucleotides long. Its product is annotated as VanZ family protein. The transcript is spliced from 2 exons. The record is from RefSeq and is a predicted model, not a curated record. The coding region runs from base 1 to 642 and encodes 213 amino acids. Lineage: Eukaryota; Fungi; Ascomycota; Eurotiomycetes; Eurotiales; Aspergillaceae.
AUGCGCAUCCGCUAUCCUUUCGCGGGCGCCUUCGUCUUCCUCCUCAUCCUCGCCGCCUACAUCGGCCUUCUGCCGCACAGCUCCUACAACAGCGUGCCCGCCCAGCUGCAGCCCAAUGACAAGUUCCUGCACGUCGUCACCUUCUUCCUGCUCUCGCUCGUCUUCUACUGGAUCCCCGACACCACCCGCCGUCGCACCCUGCACCUGACCCUCGUCGUCUGCACGCUCAUCCUGGGCAUCGGGUCCGAGAUCGUCCAGGGCCUCCUCCCCAAUGGCCGCUCCUUCGACCCCUUCGAUCUCCUCGCCAACAUCGUCGGCAGCGUCGGGGCCAUCGGUCUCUGCAGCUGGUACCACCGACGCAUGCUCGACCGGAGACGCAAGGCCCGCUUCGGCGCCAUGGGUGACGGCGCCGGCGACGAUAUCGAGCUGGGCCAUCCCCGAGAGCACGGCAAUGGUCUCGGCCCGCAGGAAUCGGGCGUCACCACGCUGGAGCAGGAGGUCGACAAUUGGGAUGAAAAUGCCGUCGAUAACUGGGACACCGAGGAUGUAGUCGAGGAAUCCAGUGCGACGGCCCAGCGGGACACGAAAACCUCCCCGUCUGCUGCCAAUGUCGACGAAGAUGGACGGAAGCGAAGCGACUGA